Owenia fusiformis is the source of this 2394-nucleotide messenger RNA. NCBI's taxonomy places the organism in Eukaryota, Metazoa, Annelida, Polychaeta, Sabellida, Oweniidae. The record is from the annotation of a GenBank genome assembly.
GAACAGACCACUCCAUAAGGCGCAAAACUUCAAGGAAUCGCUGGAACUGAUGCUCUUGAUAGAAGCGAUUUUUCAUAAAAACACGACGAACUUCCAAGAUAUUCGAAGAGCGUGGACUGGGCGAAAGAGACAGUCUCUUGCGCUGGUGAAACCAACCGGUGUUUCGGCAUUGUGUUGGGAACAUUGGAAACAACGGAAAUCGGGUUUAGAAUUGUUUAACAUCCAGCCCUGGGCACUUCUGAUGGAUGACGCUCGGGGAAAGGUGUCUCCAGGUCUCUUCGAAGGAAACCUCCACUUUGUUGGAAACUAUGACGAAUGUUUGCGUAUCACAGCAAAUCUCACAGAAUAUGACGAUACCAUUCCCGAAGAAAACGCAAGCUUUGAUGGCAGGUAUUGCACAGUUGAAACCACGGUGGAUAUUUCACUCAUGGACAUAGGGAUUCCAAUAGAUGUCCAGCCUGUGUUUUGGAUCGGAGAGUGUGUACCCUCGACAUGUAACGCUUCGGAUAUCGACUUACUUCUCCAGUCGGACCUGCAACAGUCUGACGAUAUUCUCGACUUUGUUUUGGCGGAGAUUCUACAGUUCCGUAGCGCGUGCCAUGACGUUCCCCAUAUUUCUGCAGAUCCUGGUGCAAUGGGAGUUCUGAUUUUUAUCUUAAUUCUGGUUUUCUUUGCCAUCAUUGGCACAAUCGUUGAUGAAGUCAAGAUAAUGAGAAAAUCAUGCUGUUCUAUGGAUGACCAAAAUACCAAAAACUACACAGGCGGUGGUCUUGACAAUAUUGGCUUCUCUGAUACAAAGAAUUUUGCAAAGCUACCUCCGUGUCCGGAUGGAUCAUUAACGGACAGCACAUUCGUAUCCAAAUCAAUCUUGAUUCAAAACGAGAAGUUGGUUCCAUCUGGUCGUUGUAGCAAAGUUUCAGAAUUGGUUCUAAGGAUGCUUUGCUCAUUUUCUAUACGACGAAACAUACGCCAUAUAUUUGCUGAUGUAAAUGAACAAGGAGUCCCUCAGUGUGUGAACGGCGCCAGAGUUCUCAGUAUGGCAUGGUUGAUCCUUGGCCUGAUGCACAUUCUGGGAGUUUUAUACUCGGAGAAGUUCACCACGCGUAGAGGAGUACUUGUUAGUAUAAUCUUUCUGAGAUUCUUGGAGAAACAUUCGGGCUCUUGGACUAUUUCUAAAUCAAUCUCACAUGGUGUGUAUUUUAUUGUACAUCGCUGGUGGAGGCUGACACCACUCUAUUUCCUGCUUCUAAUGUGUUUUGCCUACCUAUUCGAUUACAUUGGAAAUGGGCCCCUGUGGCCAGAACCCGAUGAUACAGAUCGUCAGCGUUGUUCUGAAAACAUCUGGGCUAAUUUGCUUUAUGUCAGCAAUCUGUAUAGGCCGAAAGACGCUUGUAUGGCUUUUUCCUUCCCAAUGGCCUGUGGUAUGCAGUUUUACAUUGUCUCACCUCUGCUACUUAUCCCUUUGUAUUAUUCUCCCAUAUUAGGAAGUGCACUGUUAUUGCUAUGUCUUGCCGGGAAUCUCUCUGCGCUUGCUAUCAUCAACACCAAGCUUGAGACGAGAAAUGAAACAAGCAUCCUUGAAUUUGCAAAUGAUUACUUCCAUGAAGUGAUCAUCACCCCAUGGUGCCGAAUAGGACCCCAUCUUGUAGGCUUGGCUUGUGGAUAUAUAAUACAAAAAUUUGAAAAUCACAAGCUAUCUUUCAAAGGGAAAAUGAUCAUCAUCCCAACAGCUUGGAUCAUUGCCCUGCUGUGUAUAACACUUGUGACAUUUGGUUCAUAUAGCCAAUAUGGUGAAUAUGGUCAGCCUUGGUCGACAACAACAAAUAUUAUAUAUGAAACUCUCAGCGCUCUUGUGUGGUCCAUUGGUGUUGGAUGGAUUGUUGUGGCAUGUGCAUUGGGCUAUGGAGGUGUGAUCAACAGUAUCCUCUCAUGGAAAGCAUGGGUGCCACUGAGCAGAGUAUCAUUUGCUGCCCACCUCACCUACCCCCUGGUAUUACUCACAUAUAACCUCAACAGACGUUCUCUCCUUUACCUCAGUGACAGAAAUAUUGCAUACUGGUUCUUGGGCCACUUCUCCCUGACAUAUGCCAUAGCUCUGGGAUUAACCCUUCUCAUUGAAGUACCCACACGUGAAUUGGAGAAAGCCAUAUAUCAGUUUGUUAAAACAAGCGAGGAUGUGAGUCAGAAAAGCAAAGAGUCUUCCAGCCAGGAUAAAACAAACAGUGAUGGACAUGUUAUACAAGAGGCUCAAAACCAUGGUAACAAUAUUAAGAAAGAUAAACAUAGAGUUGUGUCUGAAUUUAUGAACACAACUCUUUAAUGACUGUUAAUGUCAAUGUAUAUGUAGCUCUUUGGCAAGAUUUGUCACUUUAUAUGUAUGCGAACAUUUCUCUU